AUGACUCUCCUCGGCCCUAUCCGUCAGGGCACCGCCAACGUGGCGCGGACGCUCCCCCGCCUGACAAAAUGCUCCUCCACACUGCCCAUCCGGGCCUUCCACAGCACUCCCAAGACCCAGACCUUCUUCACCUCGCGGGCGCCGCGGGCCGCCAGCAACAGCCUUUCCUCGAACCUCGUGAUCCGAAGCUCGUUCGCGCGCGCGCGCGAUGGCGCGAGGACCUACAUGCAGGGUUCGCAGACGACAUAUCAGCAGCAAGGUCAGGGUAGUGCUCUGCGCAAGCUCUUGAUCGGCGGUUCCAUCUUUGGUGGCACUCUCCUUGCCAUCAAUGUCGUCUUCAACCGGGAAACCCGCGAGGGCGCCAUGCCUAAGUUUGAGAGGGAAUAUCUCAACAACACCUUCCUUCACACCGGUCUUGGUGUCGGCAUCAUCGGCUUGACGGCGCGGCAGAUGGUCAAUUCUGGUUUUGUCUACAGGAUUAUGGUUACCAACCCUUGGAUUGUCGCCAUCGGUGGCCUCGCUCUCAGCUUCGGUACCAUGAUUGGAACGAGGGCUAUUGAUCCUGACAACUACAUCCCCAAGUACGCCCUCUGGACCGCUUUCAACGCCACCCAAGCCGCCUUCAUCGCCCCCCUCCUCGUCUACGCCCCCGGAGCCCUCAUCGCCCGCGCAGGUCUCUACACCGUCGCCAUGAUGGGUGGUCUUUCCAUUGUCGGAGCGACCGCUAAGCAAGACAAGUACCUCUACAUCGGCGGUCCCCUCCUCGCCGGCGCCUGCGUCGUAGCCGCCUCUGGUCUCGCUCCCUUGAUCAUCCCCGCCACCGCCUACCGCGCGCUCGCGUUCUCCGAGAGCAUCUGGCUCUACGGUGGUCUCGCUCUCUUCGGCGGUUUCACCCUCUACGACGUGCAGAAGAUUAUGCAUCAUGCCAGGCUUGCCCAGCGUGGUAUCAUCAAGGAGGAUCCCGUUAACGAGAGCAUCGCACUCGAGCUUGACUUCCUCAACAUCUUUGUCCGCAUGGUUCAGAUCCUCAUGAUGCAGGGCAACAGGAACAGGAGGUAA
This is a messenger RNA of Scedosporium apiospermum, 1059 nucleotides long. RefSeq names its product putative bax inhibitor family protein. Gene Ontology annotation, cellular component: mitochondrial inner membrane. The record is from RefSeq and is a predicted model, not a curated record. NCBI's taxonomy places the organism in Eukaryota, Fungi, Ascomycota, Sordariomycetes, Microascales, Microascaceae. The transcript has 2 exons. Bases 1 to 1059 code for a protein of 352 amino acids.